Penaeus indicus is the source of this 3157-nucleotide messenger RNA. RefSeq lists its product as uncharacterized. The record is from RefSeq and is a predicted model, not a curated record. The transcript has 5 exons. Lineage: Eukaryota; Metazoa; Arthropoda; Malacostraca; Decapoda; Penaeidae. The coding region runs from base 149 to 1030 and encodes 293 amino acids.
GCUCGAUCCGCGAACCCGACCAGAGCGUCCCGGACCACAGUUGGGGACGGUCGUGAUCCUCUCGUGUUACAGCAGCGACUCUCAGUGCUCCUGACACCUCUUCCCCCUCACUCUCUCCAUCCUGCCGGCGUGUCCUUCCCUCGCCAUCAUGAAGUACAGUCUCCUGCUUCUCGUCGCCCUCGGCCUGCUGUGCGCCGCUUCUGCUAAGCCCCACGGCGACGGCAAGCGGACCCACGUGGCCAAGCGCACCCGGGAACACGAACUCAGCAACCGCAUGGGCCACGGCGAUCACCACCGCCGAGACCACAGCCUUGGCCACAAGACGGACGCCCACAAGAACAACUCGACCCACAGCGCCCACCGCCCCGCCCAGCACAAGCUCGAGGGCGCCCACAAGGCCGAGGCGCGCAAGGCCCUAGCGCACAGGAACGCCGGCGGGAGCAAGGGCGCCAAGACCCCCGGAGGCGACGCCGGCAGCAACCACGGCGCCAAGGACCUGCAGUUGCAACACAUCACCGAGCACAACAUCGAGAAGAAACAUGAGGAUAAGCAGCAGAAGCAGGGGGAGCUCAAGAUUAAGCAGCACCUGCUGACCAACAGGAUCCCCAGCAGCCACCUCAUCACCAACAGGACGCCCAAGGUGCUCCCCGUCCUCCCUAGUGAGCAACCAAAGGAGGGGAAGAAGGUCAAGAAUGGCACCAAGGAUGGCAUCCCAAUGGAAUCUGAGCGACUGAUCCACGUCACCGCUCGUCCCCCCAAGGUCCACAAAGUGAACAAGAACCACCACAAGUCUUCACAGGCCACAGCCGCAGUCACCCCUUCCCCCUUCUCACACUCAAGCAGCCCUGCUGCUAAGCCUAAGGCCCACAAGCCUCCCAAAAAAUACAGCCCCAAGAAGCACGGCUGGAAGAAAUCCCUGCGCAAGGAGAAGGGCAAGGACAAGUCUAAGGACAAGGCCAAGGAGAAGAGGGAGAGGCGAGAAAAGAGGAACAAGGCACUCCACCGCGCCGUCGUUGCUAGGAAGCUGUGAAUCAACAGCCGCAGAUCCAAACACAAACAAAGGAGAAUGAAGUCCUUGAUGCACAAACAAAGAAAUUCCUCGCUCUCUCAACAGAUGAGGAAAUGAGUGAAACAAAUGCUAGACUAACAAAUCCUAAAAGAUCCUUCGCUCUUUUCAAUCUUGUGAGCAUGAAUAGAAUAAGAAAAAUAGAUGCCUUUUAGAGGUAUCAGUGUUUUCUUUAGUAUAGUCAUGGUAAAUAUAUCAAUGUAUGUUUAAUUGUUUCACCAUAAAUGUAUGAUAUUAAGUGAGAACUCCCAGGAUGUAUUAUCACAGAAACCAAACAGCAAUCACCAUGACUUUACAAUACUGUAAGUGCUACAUGAAUAAUUCUCUUGCUCAAUUCUCCUUUGAACUAAAUCUAAAAAUAAUCUUAUUACAUAGAUUGAUCAUCUGUGUGAAGGAAUAACAACAUAUAUAUGUGACUAAAGAAACAAGUAUCAAAAACAUAAGAUAAUUAUUCAACAAAAUAAUAACAUGAUUGAUGCACAUGUGACAGGACCAAAUUUGAGAGCAGGAUUCCAAAAAAGCAUGAAUUUCUAAUGACUUCAAGAUAACUUUUAUUUACCUCCUUAAGGGGCAAUAUGUAUAUAAUCUAGCGCUUUGAUCAAUUCCUUUGUAAUGAACACCUUUCAAAUUGUGCAACCUGCUUAAUGAGUCACUUUCUUAAGUCACCAUCUCCUUGGUCAUUUUACUGUCAUGCAUAGCUGUAGUAAAAGGCAAGUAAAAAAAAUAAAUUAAUUAAAUUAAACGACGUACCUUUAAAACAAAUGUUCUUUACGAGGUUCCGGGCAAUAGGGAAAUGAUAAGGAGUUGAUCUCUUCCUUGAGUGAACAGAGUUAGAUGUAGGAUAGCAAAAGGUCUAUGGUCCCAGAAUAUCUUCAGGAGAAAUUGGCACAAUUUCUUUUUUCCCUUUGAUGUUUCUGACAUGGAUAAGUUUUGUGAGAGGUUAUCCUUCCUUUAUCUUUUGUUAGCUAGUAACUGAGAUAUCCUUCCAUUCACUGGAUUAUGAUCAACAGAUGUACACUCUAGAAUAAUUAUGGAAAAAAAACAUUCCAACACUGUGAGGGCAAAAGACACACAAACAAAGAAGAAAAAUCCUCUUGCUCUUCACACAUUCCUUGUGAACUUGUAAGCUUCUACAUAUACUAUAAUAAGUAAAAACAGAUAGAAACUUUCAGAAUGAAAACAACCUACAUGUUUUUAAUUUGUUCAAAAGUUAGUUUAGAAUUUAGACAUGUUACAAGUGUCCUGUAUGGUAACGUAGGUUCAUCACUCAUUAGACCUGUGCCAUACUUAAAAUACAUUUUCAGCCCUUAUUCUUAGACAAUUGCUUCAGUUAUAGUGUACAUAGGACCUACCAAAUAUACAAGUCUGUAGAUGUAGAAAAAGAUGUCAAAUCCCCUAAAAUCUUAGAAGAAAUUCAAAAUCCAACAAGUUUUGUGAAAAAUAGGUAUUUUCUCUUAUAAAUUAUGGCUCCCAGUGUUCUGCCUCUGUUUAUUAGAAACUGGAGUAAAGUACCAAAAGCACACACAUAAUUUCUAAGAUCCAUCUUGACAGUGAAUAUUAUUUUACUCCUGUCCAAACCUCAACAAGGACAACACAUAGGGUAAACUGACUGCCUAUGUGUACCAAAUCUAUACAUCUCAGUUUCUUCAAUCACUUAGAUGGCAGCAACAUGAUCCAACUUACUGUAGCUUUGAUUAAUAUGUGAUCCUGCUACUUGAUACUUAGUCUGUGCCACCCUAUAAAGUACUUAAUUGGAGAUAUAAAAAAUUUCAUCAAAAUUCAAAAUAACGUUAAACAGAAUAAUAACGUUAUACAGAAUAAUCUUGUGAGUCAAGUCCCAUACAUUGCAUUUUACGUUUGGAUUUGAGCUUUCAAUCAGUAACGUCUUUUUGGUAAAUUCCUUCAGUUUACAAUACAACCUGAGGCAAUGCAACUGGUGAUGUUAUGGAGGAAGAGAAAACGACAACAACAACAGCAUUGGGUAUUUUUAUGAUGCUUUACAACAAGAAGACAAGGAUCUUACAUUAUAGUUUUUACCUGUGGAUUUAUAUGUGAAUCAAAUAAUCUGGAGAAUUAAACACUUCCCAUUCA